AUGAAAACCAGGCGGUCUGGAUAUAGAUCUGAUUUCAAGAAAUCAUACGUCCUAGAAAAGUCUUCAGAUCCAAAAACUCCACAUCCAGGUGAACGUAAACAAAAACCGGGCAGAGUUAAGAGUAUCCUCAAUUGUACUAAGCGUCAGCGGAAUUCUGAAACCUAUAAAUCAGCGCAUUUAGUAGGUCGUAGAAGAGCUUCUAACUUCGUUACAUAUACACAGAACGGUCGGCUUUUUUAUGAUAUCUAUGUUAGAGAAUCUCCAUACCGUACAAACAAACUAAUAACGUCAGUUCCUAAAGAAUCUAUUGAAGAUAGAGCUACUACAAGUCUAAAGGAUCAAAUCAAUACAAAGCUACGUAAAAAGGAUGUUCGCAAUAGAAGCUACGAUGAUUCUGUUCAAAGUUCAUGUUCAAAAGGUUCUGUAACCAAAUAUUUGACCGGAACUAGUAAAAACAGUGUCCGAUCAAGUGGCUCUGUUAAAAAAUCUGCUAAGGGCUUUAGGAGAACCCGAAAGUGUCGAAACAAGAGUCCAGACAUUCAAAAAGCAUUAAGACGUGAGCUUGGACCUGAUUAUGUAUCUCCUGUUGAAGCUCAUGGUAAACGGUUGGCAAGUCUAAACGCAACUGCCAUCAUAGGUGCUUUUAAUUCUAAAUCUCCUAGGAAAACAUACGUCAAGAAAAGAAAUUCGGGUGUAUUAUUUGAAUUAGGAUUACCACCAACUUUGAUUCAUUCGGAUGAAACAGAUGAUGCUAUUACAGAGCCUAUGUGUUCAGUCGUUGAUGAUGAUCUAGGUCAAUGUGUGGAGGUUACCGAUGCCCUGACUUCUGAACAAGGCAGCGUACUGACAACACACAAGCCCUCAAGUUGUACUCCUGUGAAAGAAAUUACACCAUUAACGUUUAAGAACGUUUGCCAAAUUAACCCUGCAAUCGAGAGUUUUCAUUCACAACGAAUUAUACCAUUAGGACAUGACACGUUUGGUGUUCAGCAGAUCAUGCAUCAGGUAGUAGUUGUACCUCAUUCGAACGAAUCCUCUCCAAUUAUGUGUCAGUCUAAAUUACCAGAUCUCGGCACAGCUAUCCCUCGUCCGUCAAUAGGAAGUUCUGUUCCUUUUCCUGUAUUAUCCUGUCCAAAACCAUAUGAUUGUUAUUUUAAUGAUACCGCAUUACAACAGCGACACAACCAAGUUAUGUACAAUCCAUUUUAUCCCUCUCUCCCGCCCCAGUACGUUAAUUCUUGGAAUCCUAUGUUAUCGUGUAUUGCAAAUUCAAGUAUCACACCAUCCUUUGUUGCUUGUGCACCUCCAAGUAUUAUUCUUCCCCACAUCGGAUCACCCUUUGUUGUUCCUAACCCUGGUGUCACGCCUCAGGUCGCGUAUCCACUUGUCUUACAAUCGUUUCCCAAUAUUCCUGCAUCUUACAUAGGACCUAGUUUUCCCUGCGGAAUUAUGUCACCUGUUCUCUUACCAACAUCAUGGGCUCAACCUAGCUUGCUACCUUGCCAACCAUUCAAUACCUCAGCUAACAACAGCAAUGAACUCUUAUGUCCUAUGACGGUCUCGUCCGCACAAAUUAUUUCAACCACUCAACCACAAAUUAUCCAAUUGUCAAGUAAUCAGUGCACAAGCUUUUUACCUCAAGCAGGUCUAGGACAGUUAGUGUUGAACCACUCUACAGUCAUACCAAAUGCAUGUUCUAUUUCUGAUCAGCCGAUGUCUAGUUGUCAUAGCAAACCAUAUGUGGAGAACCACUCGACAUGUUAUUCAUAUGGUAAGGUUAAUGGUCCUGUAUUGCCACACCAAACACCGCCUGUCGACAUCCUAGAUGAAACUAUUAAUAUAGUUCCAUCCCAAAAUUUACCUGUACUUUGUACAAAAACUGAAAGUACUUUACUGAAUGAAAGCAGUUCACUUGAAAUGAAGUCCUCGAUUGAAAACUCUGGGAAAAAAUUAAGCCCAACCGUCAUAUGUCUGGAUAAUGAAAAAGAUGCGUGGGUAUGGGAGGGCAGUUCUUUUGAUCAAUAUAUUUUCCAUCAGUCUGACGCACCCCCAGUGCUCUGCCAGUGUUACCUUGCAAUCCGACACCGACGAGAUGGUAUGGUGAUUCGUGUGAAGGACAGUGUCUUAUUGUGUAGUGGUCCAAGCCGAAGUCAUCCACCACAUGUCGCGAAGAUUGUUGCAUUGUAUCAUGAUAAAAAUACAGACACAAAAAUGAUGUCUCUACUAUGGUACUAUCGUCCUGAACAUAUAUCUGGUGCAUCACACAAUUUUGUCAAGAAUGAACUUUAUGCAAGCAGACAUCGUGACACUAAUCCACUUGACUGUAUAGAAGACAAGGCAUAUGUACUUUCAGUUAGUGCAUAUAAUCGUUAUAUGGCAAAGCUUAAACGUCAACAGACGGGCUAUCAGAAGAUGCCACUUAGUUCCAUUGUACCUCAAUCUAUACAGUGUGGGUUACAUGGUAGUAAUAGUUCAAACGAUAACUUUUUCAUGGAUAAACAGUUGUUAUCUGAAUGUGAUGAAUGUUUUAACAAUGUCAGUUGUCAAAGUGUUUUCUUCUGCCGUGGUUUGUAUGAUUAUAAACUAAAACGUGUUACUAAAUACCCUGUAUUUGGAAAUCAGUGUAUCUUAUCUUCUCAUUUUGUUAAUCGACCCAAAUUUUAUGGACAGCAUUUUACAUCACCAGCAACAACAUUAACAACGAAAAAUGUUACUGAACGUAAUAACUUGGACAUUUCAAAUGAUCACUGUUGUGACACAUCUGUUUCUCUUAAGGAUGAUGUUCAUAAAAUCGUUAAUACUAUUGAACCCAUAACUUUGUUGGAUGAAAGUGUACCCUUUACAGUGUGUUCAACGUCUAUAGUUUCUAUGGGGAAAAACACAAACACCACAAUAACACCGUCUCAACUUGCCGAAAAUGAUUGUCAUUUUGUUGAUAAUUCUCAUAUGAACGGAGAAUGUGAGCGUUUAUCUUAUGGCAGUCAUGAAGGUAGAACAUCAACUCCUGUAAAAAAUCUUGAUCAAUAUAAAGCUGUUGAAGAAAGUAUAACAACUGUUGUCGAAUCGCAACAGACCUUGAUUGCCGAAAGCAGUUUAAAUGCUCCACCUAAAAUGUAUUCGACUGAUUCAUGCAUUGAAAUCACUAAACCAGAUCUAUUAAUUUCAGAAAUUCGUGUAACUUCACCAAAUGUAGAGUCCCAGUUCACUUCAUGUUCAUCUUUAGAAAAAAAACUGUCUAAGGUGACUGAAAAUUCCAUCGUUCAGCCACUGGAAACCAAUUGUUCAUCAACUGUCGUUGGACAACUAUGUGAAAACAAACCAGCAAACCACCUUGCAUGUCAGUCUAACUUCUCACCUGUUCAACCUGUAUGGCCAGUAGUUACUACAUCUGUAAUCAGCUAUGAUAGGUCUAUCCUUGAAAGAAGUGCUGAUAUAUCCGUUAAUUGGGGUGAGCAUGGUGAACAGAUUGCUUUGUCUCUUGAUUGUAGGAUUAAAGAGAAUAAUCUUAAUGGCAACAGUCAGAUGACAUCACAUCUUACUAUGUCUUCCGAAUCUCUAGGUCCAACACAAUCGUUUAUUGAUAUGACAAAAUUACCUGUACAUCCUAAUCCGAUGCAUUAUUCCAAAAUUAACUCAAAAUGUCUUGAUCAGGAUCAACCACGUCUAGUAAUACUUUAA
Messenger RNA from Schistosoma guineensis, 3678 nucleotides. NCBI's taxonomy places the organism in Eukaryota, Metazoa, Platyhelminthes, Trematoda, Strigeidida, Schistosomatidae. The record is from the annotation of a GenBank genome assembly.